Molecule: messenger RNA, 2341 nt
Organism: Camellia sinensis
Lineage: Eukaryota; Viridiplantae; Streptophyta; Magnoliopsida; Ericales; Theaceae
Source: RefSeq, a predicted model, not a curated record
GCAACUCAGGUUCAAGAAACGUAAGAGGUGCUGGUGGAGAUGAAAGCAGUGGUGGUGAAGAUAUGGGAGGUGGUGGAGGAAGUCUGUUUGCAAUGGCGGCAGCGGCAGCCUCAGCAUCAGACUAUUACUGCUGCCAAUGGUAAUGGUAAUGGUAAUGGUAAUAGUAUUGACGAGCGUGAUAAAGAAAAGGGCAAUGGAAGUGUACCGGAGAACAUGGAAGAGAUUGGAGUUAGUACACUGGACAUGUGCUUCAUGGUUGCAGCAGGUACUGAGCCCACUGAAAUAAGAUCUUCUGAAACUUAUUAUACUACAGUGGAUUCCUCUCUUUCCAAGGCUAGUGGGAGUACCAGAGAAGAAGAAGAAUUGGAUGUUAAACUUAAAAAAAUAGACAUCCAAAAGAUCCUGAGAAGUGUCAUUACACAUCAAGAUGAGGAAACUGUGAAGCAUGAAAUUUCAUGUGAAGAAGAAUACAUGCUUUUCAAACUGUUAAGUGAAGGAACAAAAGAACUUGUCAACAUUAACAGACUCAAUCAUAAAGAAAGCGAUGAAGAAAUAGAAUUUGAAUUUGAGAGGGCUGUAGAGAAGUUAGAUCAGCACAGUGUGCACUGUCCUGAAUGUAAUUCUUGCAUUACCAAAGUUGUUCUUUGUAAAAAGGUAAGGACUAGUACUGCUCCUCCUAAGCCAUUUGAUCUGCUUAAAUGCUUCUCCUGCUUCAGCAUUUUCAUUCCCAAAGGGAUUUUUCGAAGACAAAAUGGGAUCACAAACGAACAAAGUUUACGUGAGAAGUCAUCUGUACUGGAUGAAAAUCUUUCCUCCAUUUUCACAGAUGAUCGCAAGGGGAAAAUGGUGAAGAUUGAUCAGCAGCAAGGGAGGUUUUUUGAUUUAUUCCGGGCUUCUACGAGCAAACAAAAUCCUCAGCCAACAUCUGCCAUAGCUGGAAAUUAUUCCAGUUGUGUCACAUAUGAGACAGCGAGCGCGGUGAUUGGUCAAGAAGAAACUAAAACACCAUCACAAGAAUCUGUGUCACCUGGUACAGCAGUGUUCGAAACUGCUCCUUCAACCAACAGAGUUGUACCACCUGGAGGUCUUGGAGAUCUUGCAAUCAACAUAGAAGAGGGAUCAGAUGAUAAACUUUGCACAAAAUCAGAGGGUCAUCAAACUGGAGACAGAGAGAUUACUGAUGAUGAAAAGUCAAAAGGGAGCAGGGAGCAACAACCUAUAAUAACUUUAGAUGAAGAAGGUUCUAAAACAUUGGAAAUCCUAAAGAGCGUUGUUUAUGGUGGGUUAAUGGAAUCAAUGACAAGCCUAAGUGUUGUGUCAUCUGCAGCUGCUGCAGAUGCCACCACAAUGAACAUUGUAGCUAUGGGAUUGGCAAAUCUGAUUGGUGGAUUUUUCAUUUUUGGUCCUAAUCUUAGGGAACUAAAAAAUGAAGAGUCUAGGUACAAAGAAUUACUGGGCCAGACGGACAAUUUCUUACUUCAUACAACGGUUGCUGUGCUAGCGUUCCUCAUUUUUGGCUUAAUCCCUCCAGUAACUUACGGCUUCUCAUUUCGCCAGACUGAUGACAAGGACCUAAAGCUUGUGCUAGUCGCAGCAGCUUCUCUUCCGUGCAUUGCUAUACUUGCAAUUGGGAAGGCUUACAUCCAGAAGAAACCCAACUUUUACGCAUACAUCAAAACUGUACUGUACUAUAUUGGUAUGGCAGUUAUGGCCUCAGGCAUUUCUUAUGCUGCAGGUGAAUUAAUCAAGAGGCUUGUGGAGAAGCUUGGUUGGUUUGAUUCAAGUGUAGCUGUCACUCUGUCCCUUCCUCAGGUGCAAUCAGUAAAUCCAGCUUGGGGGUCCUACUGAUGUCAUGAGAUCCGAAAUCAAUGUUUGUCCACAACUAAUUGUUUGGAACAUUUGCCAUCAUAAGCUGUUUCUUUCUUGAUUUAUAGCUUUCUUCGCUUGAUUCUUUGAGGUGUCUGAAUAAUAAGCUAGUCCAGAGCACCUGUUGAUAUCUUGGAAUUGAAAUAUCAAUCAUUGUGUUUCAUUGAAAUAAUGAAUGUAUUUCUUCGAGUUAACUGUUGCAUUUGAAUGCUAAGCCUACUAUUGUGUUGAUUUCCUGGCUCUUUUGAGUGUAUAUCAGUGUCUAGAAUCCCUUUUCAUUUCGAGCUUUUAUCUAUUCCUCUCAGGUAUUCUGAGGUACAGAAAAUUCUAUGCUGACAGGGCUUAGCAUACAUAAUGUGAAUUUUCCCCACCAUCUUAACACAAUCAGAAAGCAAAAAAGUCAUUUGAAUGGAAACUUUACCUCGAUUGUAGAUGCUUUUUUCCCUUCAAAAAAGCCAUUUUGGAUCCACUGUGG